AUGGUAGACUACUCGAUCGCUUCGCUGGCCUACCUUAAGCUGGUCUUGCACGCAGCCAAGUUCCCCUCGUCGACUUGUGUCGGCCUGCUCAUCGGGACCGUCGCUGGAUCCUCCUGCACCAUCACCGACGCGGUACCGCUGCUGCACCACUGGACCAACCUCUCACCGAUGGCUGAAGCGGGUCUGGGACUCGCAGAACUCUACGCCAAACAGCAGCAGCUCGUCUUUCUCGGCUUGUACGUCGCGAAUGAGCGAUUAGGAAACCAGGCAGUCCCGAAUGGCGCGCAGAAGAUGGCCGAGGCGAUCAGGAGGGACAGACCAGAGGCGGUUGUGCUCGUCGUCGACAACGAGAAGCUGGCGUCAAACGAGCCGGCCCUCAUUCCCUACCUCCCGCCUAAAUCCCCCUCAGCAGCCUGGCAACCAACCACCCUCUCCUCCGCACGGAUAUCCCUCGCCGACUCCUCCGCGCCGACAAAAGCGCUCGAACAGGUUCGGCAGGGACGGCAUAAGCUGCUUGGGGAUUUUGAUGAGCAUCUGGAGGACGUACGGGUGGACUGGUUGCGGAAUGCGGCGGUGUCGGUGUAA
Messenger RNA from Rhodotorula toruloides NP11, 585 nucleotides. RefSeq lists its product as uncharacterized. Gene Ontology annotation, cellular component: EMC complex. The record is from RefSeq and is a predicted model, not a curated record. Lineage: Eukaryota; Fungi; Basidiomycota; Microbotryomycetes; Sporidiobolales; Sporidiobolaceae. The transcript is spliced from 4 exons. Bases 1 to 585 code for a protein of 194 amino acids.